Molecule: messenger RNA, 959 nt
Organism: Galdieria sulphuraria
Lineage: Eukaryota; Rhodophyta; Bangiophyceae; Galdieriales; Galdieriaceae
Exons: 3
Coding region: 31-807 (258 amino acids)
Source: RefSeq, a predicted model, not a curated record
CAUUUAGAUUGUCAAACUUAACGACUCAGAAUGAAUAUGAUUUCUUGCCAAAAGGAAAUAAACGGAAAGAUUCACUUGGAGUGUGCUCUUCACGUGACUACAGUCUCCACAUUCCCAAAAGACAAACUCACUUUAACAGAACGUGAUAUGUCACCGUUGUGUUUUUUGAAAACUUAUCUUGUUUUUACUAUAGGACAAAGAAAGACUGCCUUUCGAAAAUGUUUUCUUCACGUGCAGAAAAGAAAAAAGAAGUUUGGAAGCAUCCAUAACUAUCAUAAAGAUAGAACCAAAUACUAUUUUUCUUGUCCUUUUCGGAAUGUAACGCAAAUGAAACUGAAAUCAAGAGGAUUGUUUGAACAGAAAAGGACUCUCAUUUCUGUCUUAGCGUGCUUCCUUACCGGUAUCUAUUCUGCUCCUUUCUCUUUACUGUUGUUUGGUAUUCCUGCUACAACAGUUGGUGCCCCUACAAACCUCGUUGGACUGUUUUCUGUUAUCAUUUCCGCUUUUAUUGAGUUACUUUUUGGUAGAAAUUGGACAGGGACACAAAUUUUUGUAUAUUUCUGUUUUAUUUGUUGUGUGCUAUGGGAUGGGUAUGAUGAUAUCAAACCCGACAGUACAAAGGAAAGUAUAGAACCUAUGAUGGGUAUUGAACGAGCAAGUGAAUCUGAAGAAAACACAGACAACGAAGAAAUACUAGAAACACUGUCAUCCUUGCACUCGUGGGAUGAAAAAUUUCUGAAGACUAUGCAAAGUGAAGGAAACGGAGAGUCAAUCGACAUUUCGAAAGGAGAUGAUAAAGGAGGUUGAUAUUAUAGUUUUUAUUUUGACAAUGAUAUUGAAAGUUUUCAGCGAGAUAUAUCGUUAAUGGAACACCAAUUGUUAUACUUGAUGACAUAACUGUGAAAUGUACCAUAAUUGAAUUCUAAUAGGAUUCUUGUAACUGUAUUUAGUAGUUGUGU